Adineta steineri is the source of this 984-nucleotide messenger RNA. The record is from the annotation of a GenBank genome assembly. Lineage: Eukaryota; Metazoa; Rotifera; Eurotatoria; Adinetida; Adinetidae.
AUGACAGGAAGCAUGAGUGUUGCACGAUAUUGGCACACAGCAUCUACAUUAGCAACGGGAACAGUAUUAGUUGCUGGUGGACUCAACGGCACCAGUACUCUCAAUAGUGCUGAAUUGUACCAUCAAUCAACAGGCACUUGGACAACGACAGGAAACAUGAGUGUCGCACGAAUGUAUCACACAGCAUCCACAUUAGCAAAUGGAUCAGUAUUAGUUUCUGGUGGAUACGAUAGUGCUGUUCUGAAUAGUGCUGAAUUGUACAAUCCAUCAACUGGCACUUGGACAAGCACAGGAAGCAUGAAUGCCGCACGAGAACUGUCCACCACAACCACAUUAGCAAAUGGAUCAGUAUUAGUUACUGGUGGAUAUAGCAGCGGCUUUUUUUAUCUCAAUAGUGCUGAAUUAUACAAUCUAUCAACAGGCACUUGGACAACCACAGGAAACAUGAGUACCGGACGAGCAUUUCACACAGCAACCACAUUAGCAAAUAGAUUAGUAUUAGUUACUGGUGGAAACACUGGUAUUGUUGAAACCAAUAGUGCUGAAUUGUACAAUCCAUCAACAGGCACUUGGGCAACCACAGCAAGCAUGAGUGUCGCACGAGAAUAUCACACAGCAUCCAUAUUAGCAAAUGGACAAGUAUUAGUUAUUGGUGGAUACAGCGGUAGUAGUUAUCUUAAUAGUGCUGAAUUGUACAAUCCAUCAACAGGCACUUGGACAACUACAGCAAACAUGAGUGUCAUACGAUAUUAUCACACAGCAUCCGUAUUAGUAGAUGAAAGAGUAUUAGUUGCUGGUGGAUCUAACAGUACUGUUCUCAAUAGUGCUGAAUUAUACAAUUCAUCAACAGGCAUUUGGACAAUUACAAGAAGCCUGAAUGUCGCACGAACUGAUCACACAGCAUCCACAUUAGCAAAUGGACAAGUAUUAGUUGCUGGUGGAAUGGGUAGCAGUGGUAUUCUCAAUAGUGCUGAACUUUAUUAA